Messenger RNA from Microstroma glucosiphilum, 1735 nucleotides. RefSeq lists its product as hypothetical. Bases 242 to 1555 code for a protein of 437 amino acids. Lineage: Eukaryota; Fungi; Basidiomycota; Exobasidiomycetes; Microstromatales; Microstromataceae. The transcript has a single exon. Gene Ontology annotation, cellular component: cytosol. The record is from RefSeq and is a predicted model, not a curated record.
GGCCCCGCUCUGACCCCCUCUGUCUCCUACUUUCCCAUCACACACUACAUUCUUCAGUCGAACAGAUCCCAUUGCACAUUGGGUACUGUUCCACCUGCAUUCACGCAUAGCAUUCCCGUUUACAUAGUCACUGUCACACACCUCAUCUUCCUCUCAGCUCGCAUAUAGCGCAACUCAAAGCACCUUCCCAUCACCUUACCCCGUCUAAUAUCACACCUACCAGCACUCUCAACCACGCAGCAUGGACGCCAGCCGUAGCAGCAUGUCUACGCGAGACUUAGACGGAGCAUUGGCACAAGCCGCACGCCAAGUGGAGCUUGCGCGCCAAGAGCAUCUGUACCUACAGCAAGAGCAUGAGCGCCUCCGUCUCAGGCAGCGACUCGCGAGGGAAAGAGGAAUGGAGCAAAGUGACAGGGAAGCUCACAGAGAAGCAACUCGACCGGCACAAGGCGGACGUGAGGGUCACCAAGACACCACAGCCGACAACUCUGCUCAGCAAAGGGAUCAUCCCGUCUACCUGCUCAAUUGCAAGGGCUGUGGUUCUUUCCUCUCCGACCGGGGAAUGAAGGCUAUUCUGCUGCUCAAGCCUCAUGUGACUCUCUUCUCGACCGACGUCAUGCCGUCCAAUGUAGGACCCCUCUACCCAGCCUCCUACAGGAAUGCAGACCGCAGCCUCACACGAUCCGCCUCUUCAAGCGCUCAUCCCGCAGAGCGUCAAGUGGAAAGGACAUGCGACUGCCUCACCGAGACCCUUGGCUGCUACGGCUGUGGUGCCCAGAUCGGUUACCACAUCAUCUCUCCAUGUGCCAGGUGUACUGCCAGCGUAACGGAUCAAAAGAAGGGCUCUAACGGCCAUCGUACAGUUCUCCACUGCUCCGAGAUCACAGCAAGGGAGAGACGCUACGUGCCAGGCGAAGCCGGGGUGCGCUGCGCGCCUACGCCUUGUCCCUUUCCUCAAAACACCAACAAGGACCGCAAGCUGGCCUCUUCGAUCGCUCACGGAGGAUACUCGAAUGCAGUGAUGAACACCUUCCACUGGGGUCGAGGCUCACCUCUGACUAGGGACAACGCGCCAUUCGACCGAUACGCUCGUCCUGCCCGACGAAACGUGCGCAUGGUACACAUCGACCGCUCUGGCCCUUUCCAUAUCCACCGGCAGCGCAUGAAUGGCAUCCGACCCGAAGAGAUCGAGGAUGACUUGAGCGACGGCGACGAAUUCCUCGAUCUGGACCUUGCCGCUCCUGAAGAGGACGAGGUGGAACUGCAGAUGCAGCUCGACACGGACCUCUACGACGAGCUGGAGCAGGACAAGUUCGAUGUAGGCGGCGGACGAGCUAGAGCUCUCUCGGCUGCCUCGCUUGUCAGAGAGCAACGCAGGCAGCAGGCUGCUGCUGCUGCCGCUGCUGCGAGCAAGAGCGGGGGUAGCGGCAUGAACUCUGCCCGACUGCUCGAGAGGGGAGCAGUCGUCUACUGGGGCGACCUGGUACCUGGUGGGGAGAGGUGCCAGCCCUUUGACUCGGACUUGGCAUUGCAAGUGCCAGUGGCGGUGAGGUAGUGGUGACGUCCUUGCGAGAAGAGAUUUGAAGCGCUCUUCACUACUCCACUGCAUGACGCUCGUGCAGUUCUUUCUUCGCGUUCCUUUCCUGACUAUGCUAAUAUGCCAAGUAACGUUCAAAUAAGCUCCAUGCUGUACAUAGCCUACUGCAUUUAUGUCUCCUUCCCUCCUCUCUCUGGU